Molecule: messenger RNA, 1263 nt
Organism: Zea mays
Lineage: Eukaryota; Viridiplantae; Streptophyta; Magnoliopsida; Poales; Poaceae
Product: proteasome subunit alpha type 6
Biological process (GO): ubiquitin-dependent protein catabolic process
Cellular component (GO): proteasome core complex; proteasome core complex, alpha-subunit complex
Source: RefSeq, marked validated
AACGCUCCUCCUUCCAAACCCACGCCGACACCGAUGCCGAGAGCCGGGGUGUCCAGCAGCGAGAGUAGCCGCCGUGGCGCCGGUGCGUUCAGAACCCUCUCCGAAGAUCGCCGCAUCACCGUAUUCUGCUCCGACGGUCGCCUCUACCAAGUCGAUUACGCGUGGAACGCUACGAAGCUGGCGGGCGUCACCUCCGUCGGGGUGCGUGGGACCGACUCCGUAUGCGUCGUCGGCCAGCGGAGGGCGAACACGCACGCGCCCAAGGACAAAUUGCUGGACAUGACCAGCGUUUCGCGCCUGUUCCCGAUCACCGACCGGCUGGGGUUGCUCGCCACGGGGAUCGCAGGUGAGGGGAGAGCAUUGGCACAUGAGGCAAGGAAUCAAACUGCAGAAUUUCGUUUCAAUUGGGGAUAUGAAAUGCCUCCUGAUGUUUUGGCACAAUGGAUUGCAGACAGAGCACAGAUCUGGACCCAGUAUGUUUCCAAGAGACCUUCUGGAGUUGUUGCCAUGAUUCUGGGCAUUGAUGAUGAGAAAGGAACUCCACAACUCUUUACAUGUGAUCCUGCUGGGUAUUUUUUCGGUCACAAGGCAGCAAGUGCUGGCCAAAGAGAUACGGAGGCUGUCAACUUUCUUGAGAAGAAAAUGAAGAACAAUCCUUCACUACCAUUUCAGGAAACCAUUCAGAUGGCAAUAUCAGCAUUGCAGUUCGCCCUGAAGGCUGACCUCAAAGCCUCGGAAGUCGAGGUUGGGGUUGUCAGGACGGAUGAUCCAACUUUCAGAGUGCUGACAGAAGCUGAAAUCGAUGAGCAUCUGGAAGCCAUCAACCCAGAGCCGCGGCACUCUGAAAUGCUCCCCGGUUUAUUCCGGGAUAAACUGACAUUGGAGAACUGAAACCAUGGCGACCUCAGCUGCAUUUUGGGCACCGGAAAGUCAAAGCUUUCAUGUGGUUCUUUACGACGGCUCUAUGGACAUUGGAUUAGCGGUUUUUGGGCGGUUUUUUCGUUCCAGUGACUAGCGGUUUUCAGUGGAAAAACGGUUUGGUAAACCUACUGGGCACACACGACCGGCCAUCCGCCAAGUCAGGCGAGCCCCGCGCGGUCAGUGCUUGACGACGUGGUAUCACAGCCGCCGUCUACCGUCCCUCAGCGGACGGCCGGGCCAAUUCAUGCAUCACCGAGCAAUACCGAGCAAUACUGACAUCUAAAAUGUUCUUUAGCCGUACCAUAUCCAAGCAAUGACCAUAGCACUAGCUAUGAACGUGGU